Molecule: messenger RNA, 2483 nt
Organism: Phyllostomus discolor (pale spear-nosed bat)
Lineage: Eukaryota; Metazoa; Chordata; Mammalia; Chiroptera; Phyllostomidae
Product: intercellular adhesion molecule 5
Exons: 7
Coding region: 17-1657 (546 amino acids)
Biological process (GO): cell-cell adhesion
Cellular component (GO): membrane
Molecular function (GO): integrin binding
Source: RefSeq, a predicted model, not a curated record
GGCUUUUCUCAUAAGGAUGGAAAUGCUACUGUUUAGUGUCUGGGCCCUGCUGGCUUUGAUUUCUUCCCCAGGGACCACCAAAGGGCUGUUUGAGGUCUCUGUUCAGCCGGAACAGGCCCUGGUAAAGUUUGGACAGUCCCUCAUGGUCAACUGCAGCACGACCUGUCCAGACCCAGGACCCAGUGGGGUUGACACCUCCCUAAAGAAAACCCAGGUGGGCAAAGGGCCUCAGUGGAAGGAGUUCCUCCUGGAUGACGUCACAGAGAGCUCCACCCUGCAGUGCUUCUUCUCCUGCGCGGGGAUCCAAAAGGACGCGAGCCUGGGCAUCACCAUGUAUCAGCCACCGGAGCAGGUGGUCCUGGAGCUGCAGCCUGCGUGGGUGGCCUUGGACGAAGUCUUUACAGUGAGGUGCCAUGUGCCCAAGGUAGCACCCCUGGAGAGCCUCACCCUUACCCUUCUUCAGGGUAACAAAGAACUAUAUAAAAAGAACUUUAUGAGCUUGGCUGUGGCCUCCGAGAGAGCCGAGGUCACCUUCAAUGUCCAAGCACAAAGGGAGGAUCACAGGUGCAAUUUCUCCUGCCAUGCAAAACUGGACCUGAGUUCGCGUGGUGGAGGGCUCUUCCACUCCAGCUCAGCCAGCAGGGUGCUCCGGAUUUUUGAAUUCUCUCAGCGCCCCCAAAUCUGGGUCUCUCCACUUCUGGAGGUUGGGACGGCAGAGGCUGUGAGCUGUGAGCUGGCCAGGGUGUUCCCGGCCAAAGAGGUGACGUUCCACAUGUUCUUGGGAGACCAGGAGCUGAGCCCCUUCCUCUCCUGGGAGGGAGACACUGUGUGGGCCAAUGCCACUGUUCGGGCCAUGGAGACUGGCGAUCAGGAGCUGUCCUGCCACGUGUCUCUGGGUCCGAUGGAGCAGAAAGCGAGAGAGCUGGUGCACAUCUAUAGCUUCCCGCCACCAGUCCUGGAGGUAGAAGAAUUAACAUUGGUAGGGACAGACCUUAAUGUGACCUGUUCGGGGCACGUGUUAACAUCGCCCAGCCCUACUCUUCGGCUCCAGGGAGCCCCAGUCCUCUCUGCCCCUGGGGAGCCCGUCUGGCUUUUACUUACCACCACAGAAGAGGAUGACGGCCGGAAUUUCUCCUGUGAGGCCUCUUUGGAGGUUCAGGGUCAGCAGCUGAUCAAAACCACUACAGUCCAGCUCCAUGUCUUAUACAGGCCACGGUUAGAGGAAUCCGCUUGUCCCAGCAACCAGACCUGGGUGGAAGGGACGGAACAGAUGCUCGCCUGUGUCCCAAAGGGAAACCCAACUCCAUUGCUGGUGUGUACCUGGAAUGGAGUGGUCUUUGACCUUAAAGUGCCACAGAAGGCUACCCAGAACCACACUGGAAUCUACUGCUGCACGGCCACCAACCCGCUGGGCUCUGUCAGCAAAGACAUUGCUCUCAUUGUUCAAGAACUGGAUGAAGGAAUCAGCUCCACCAUCAUCAUCAUCAUUAUUGUCGCCCUUGGAGCGGGUGUCAUCACCAUCGCACUGUAUCUGAAUUACCAGCCCUGCAAGAUGGAGAGGAGGAAAUUGCCCUAUAGGCACAAAGAGAAGAGCAGAGUGGAGGAAAGCCAGUUUGCGGUUCAACAAGCAGAAAUAUGCAUCAUGCAUAAUUGUUAAAUAGAAACGGUUCUUUGGUUGAAGGUGACCUCUGCUACUGGGGUUCCCUAAGGGAGGAAGGGGGUGGAGGAGGAAGGAAGAGACAUCCCCUGUGUUAUGAAGUCCCAUAGAACACGCUGAGGCCCCACGUCCCCUGCAUCCAGUCCAUCCUCAGGCUGCACUCCUCCAAGUGCACUGCAGUCUCCAGAGACUUCUGUCUCCGCGGGCUGCUGUCCUUGCCGUGCGCUCAGUCAGUCCACUCAGACUCGGAAAAGAAGGCCCCGUCUAUGCCUCAUCACCCCCAUCACCACUGCCCUUUGCUCCCAAAUACCAGAGAUAGAAAUGUCUCAGAAUUGCAACUCACUCCUCAUGGUUUCCUCAGAACUAAGUGGGAACAAAUCUCUUAGUCCAGGGACAGGACUCUGAAGGGAGAGUAAGCACCAAACAAAGGGGUAGGACUCAGAACCCCAUUCCUGUCUGCACGCUCCCCUGCCCCCUAAUCUGGGGUCCGGAGUGCUGGCGCCCAGACCCCAGCCUGUUAGACUUCCACCCGCUGACCACCCACUGUGUGCCUUGGAGGAGAAUAAAAAUCAUAAGACAUUCCACAGGAGGUUUUACAUGGCCCAGUAUCCUGUCCCCGAUGUGGAAAUUCUUCCACGAAAUUGGCCUCAUGGAUGAAGGGCUCUAAACAUCUGUGAAUUCCUUUUCAGAAUGCAUAUAGGGUAAUCACCUGUGAGUCCACAUUUAACUUGUACUUUUUUUUGUUUGUUCUGCCUAUACAGGCUCUUAGGCUAGAGUUCCAAUGUUUAUGCCUCCCCCUUUCCACAAAUAAAUAUGUAUUUUCCUG